UUGAAUAAUACAACUACGGUUGCCGGUUCGGUUCGAAAGAUCGAAUCGGGCUUUGAUUUUUGGCCCGAAAAAGUCGAACGGCCAGGUUCGAUAAAAAUGAGGACGAAAAAACGACUCGAACUUCGGUCCGAUUCGAAAACGGCAAUCCUACUUGCAGCCUUAAUAAUUUAUCGAAUUAUGGUCAAAAUUUGCAAUCGUAAAUUACAAUUAUAUUUUCUCACAUUUUUAUUUUCAAUUUCUCGUCGUCUCGCUCAUCAAACAACUCGGUAUUCUUAUGUAGAUGAAUUUCAUGAUUUCCGUCGUUCAUAUGUGACAUUAGUAAAAAACUUUAGUCUGGAUUGA
Messenger RNA from Meloidogyne enterolobii, 342 nucleotides. The record is from the annotation of a GenBank genome assembly. Lineage: Eukaryota; Metazoa; Nematoda; Chromadorea; Rhabditida; Meloidogynidae.